CCCUGGUCUAAUAGGAUGAAAGACCCUCAACAUUACCCAACAAUCAAUCAAGGUUGCCACGGUAACCGGGCCCUGUUGCCUAGUAACAGAGCCCUCCUCUUCAUCUUUACUCACAACGCGCAUGCGCGCUGCAGUCAGCUGGGCACCGAGGAAAGCAGCAUCAUGGCGGCGUCCGCUAGUAGCGUGCAGUGUGUUUUACGGAAAGUGAUGGUCCCGUCGUUGGUGGUGAUUUUGGGAGCUACCGGUACCGGGAAGUCCAAGCUGGCGAUCGAGCUCGGGAGACGGUAUCGGGGAGAAAUAAUCAGCGCCGACUCCAUGCAGGUGUACAAAGGCCUCGACAUCAUCACCAAUAAGGUGACGGCUGAGGAGCUCGUACAGUGCAGACAUCACAUGAUCAGCUUUGUGGACCCGAUUGUCACCGGCUACACGGUGGUGGACUUCAGGAACAAAGCCCUGCCUCUAAUAGAUGACAUGCACAGCAGAAACAUCCUGCCAGUUAUUGUAGGAGGAACAAACUAUUACAUUGAGGCUCUGCUGUGGAGAGUCCUGCUGGGUAAAGAGGAGAAGGAGCUAUCGGACGGAGAAGAUGGGUCUCUAUACAGGAGGCAAGAGCUGCAGAAACUGGGAGGACCCGAGUUACACAAACGACUGGCGGAGGUUGACCCCAAAAUGGCUGCCAUGUUGCACCCCAAUGACAAACGCAAGAUAGCCAGGAGUCUUCAAAUCCAUGAGGAGAUGGGCGUCACCCAGAGCUGCUUGCUUGAGGAGCAAAUGGGGCAGGAGGGAGGGGAUGUGCUGGGGGGGCCGCUGAGAUUCUCAGACCCCUGCAUCUUCUGGCUGCAUAGUGACAUGGAAGUUCUAAACAAGCGGUUGGAUGCUCGUGUAGAUGAGAUGUUAUCUGCUGGUCUUAUAGAGGAGCUCAGAGACUUCCAUGUUCGCUACAAUCAGCAGAAAGUCCAGGAUGACAGUCAGACCUAUGAACAAGGGAUAUUCCAGUCGAUUGGUUUUAAGGAGUUCCAUGAGUACCUGACCGCUCCUGAAAGCAGCACCCAGCAGGAGAGAGACUCACUACGAGACAAAGGAAUAGAAGCUUUGAAGAUUGCUACGAGGCGCUACGCCCGCAGACAGAAUACACGGGUCCGUAACAACUUCCUUAAACGACCAGGGGACAACGUGCCAGCGGUCUAUGGCCUGGAUGUGACGGACUUGUUGAAGUGGGAGGAGUCGGUGCUGAACCCUGCACUGCAGAUACUGGACAGUCUCAGCAAGGGUGAGAAGCCAACUAUUCAGCCAAUCAGCGUGCUGGGGACGGAGAAGAGGAACAAACGGAGCCGACAUGUGUGCGAUCUGUGUGACAAGCUGAUCAUCGGGGAGGUGGAGUGGACAGUUCACCUGAAAUCCAAAAAGCAUCACCAUCACGUGAGGAAGAAGAGGAAGUUGGAUCCAGCUUGUGACCAAUUCCAGAUUCCCUCUGCACCUCCUGCCUCUGCACCUCCUGCCUCUGCACCUCCUGCCUCUGCACCUCCUGCCUCUGCACCUCCUGUCUCUGCACCUCCUGCCUCUGCACCUCCUGCAGAAAGCGUCUCAGAGGACUCUUGUGCUACUGUUGCCCCGGGCUGCACUGAAACCUCUCAGGAGUCUUCCCAAGACACCGGGACGACACACAAGGAAAUACCUGUGACUUUAUAAGAGUGACUCUGGACUUCGUACGUCUUCAUUCAGGUUCCCACCACUGUUCUGCUCUAACAGCUGUUUCCUUGCAGUCCUUAUAUGGCGACACUUUUUCCUCCCAAUUGAACAGUAUCUUCUCUUUGAUCCUCUGGAGUGCUGGAAUGGGAUGACUUUCUCAGUAGAUACAGGAAGUAGUAGUAACACUGAAUGGAUAGAAUUAACCCUAUUUGAAAUACCGCAAAAAUAUGUUUUUACUUUCAUCCGCUCAUAGACUCAAAGUACGGUCUCUUGAAGCGGUUCAUUAUUGUGGUAGUGAUGUUGAUGCUCAGGACGAUUCAACAUUGUGGACUCAAAAGGAUAACCAAGACUUUUGCCGUGUGCCGCCAAAGGACUUUAAUUUUUAAGGACUUUUUCCCGCCGCCUGUUGUUGUUAUAGGAAUAUUUUUUAUAUUUUAAAUGGAAGUGGCCAUUUUUUCCAUUUCCAAUGUGUUUAGCAAAUGAGUAGUUAAGUUCCUUUGCCUCAUCUUUGCUUAACCACGGUGCACAUUUAACUUCAUUCACUUGGUUUCUAAAAAUGUUCAAUAAACCAAAGUGAUUUAAAGUUUCUUAAUGCAGGAUGAUGUGUUUUGUACAGGAAAAGUGAGGUGCCUUAAAGCUGCAUUCUCUCUAAUCUCCAGCAGGGGGCGACUCCACUGGUUGCAGAAACAAGUCUGAUGUAUAGAAGUCUAUGAGAAAAUGUCCCGACUUCUCACUUGAUUAUUUACAUUAGUAAACAUUUUCCUAAUGAGUUACAUUCUCAAUCACUAGUUUCAAGUCUUCUUCAAUACAACAUGAUGUUCAUUUUUUUAAAUGUUUGUCCCAUUUCGAGUAAAACAGACGAUAAAGUAAGCUAUGCUUUAGCGCGGGGCUACCUUGGGAUUGACCUUGGGUGUUAUCUCUGUUUUGGUCUUACAACUUUAACACUUUAUUCAGUUCUUUUAAAGUUAAUUGUAACAUUUUUGACGCCUACAAAAUUUCGGUAUUCUUUAAGCAUUCAGUUGUACUUAUCUCCACCCUCUCGUCUCGCGUCCGAUUCCAAAGAAACCAAGAUGGAGACGGCCAAAAACGGCAAACUCAAUGCUUUUCCACAAACCAAUGUGUGACGUCACGGUGACUGCGUCCACUUUUGUAUCACUCAAGUGAAAAAUUUACAACAUUUGUAUUUGAGAGAUUCAGCGUGAGUUGUAUCUUUACCUCAGUCAUGCUUACACAGCACAACAUGUUUUCAUUAAACACACUUUGCUAGCUCUUUGUGUGAUAAUGACUCGGCACCUGAUUUGUGCCGUCGUUCCGCUCUGACAGUAGUAUAUUUGGCCGGCUCAGGCUGUGAUGAGAGGCUGUUUUCACAGCAGUGUUUGCCGUGUCUUUGUUUAUCUAGCGGCUUGUUGUACCCCUUUCAAACCAAGGUGUGCCUGCCUGCUGCCAAACUUACACAAUACCUGGCAUCGCUCCAGAGGCCUCGAUCGGUGCUCCCUUUCCCUCUCCUUACCUGCCACUUUUUUUCUUCUCACACCCCCCCUCCCUUCCUCAGAAUCAGACAAUUGUUCAACAUUCCCGGCCUACACUCCAUCAUCUCUGUGUUCAAGUUUUCAGCGCGAAUCUUAGACGUAUUCUUUCAGUACCCAGUUUUGUUCACAGGCUCCCAGUGUUUGACCUCAUCCACAGGACUAAAAAUAUUUCCAGCCAUAUAAUAGCUGGAAAUGUGUGUGUACGUGUAUGUGUGUCCCACAUUCCCUCUUUCCAAACUGGGUCAGGCCUGAAGCUUACUGGGGCUUACCAUACAGUAUGUUGCCACAGUGAUAGCAAAGGUCACCGUGCAACUGGUGUCUGUUUUUAUCCUUUCUGUGUUUGUGUUCUGUUUGGUUUUUCUUUCUGUUGUGACAUUUUUAAAUCAGACUUACAACUGCUUUGUUUUCUUUGUUUGUUUUCUCUCAUAUGUGUAAUUACAGAAACGGAAACAAUGAGAGCGAUGUUUGGAAUAAGAGACAUUCUUAUCAUGAGUCAUCGGAUACACUUUUUUAAAACCCUUCAUGUGUGGUAUGCUCUUAUCUCGAGUGUUUCAGCGAGUCUGGCCCGGCACCUCCAGGCACUGCUGAAU
Cottoperca gobio is the source of this 3808-nucleotide messenger RNA. RefSeq names its product tRNA isopentenyltransferase 1 (gene trit1). The record is from RefSeq and is a predicted model, not a curated record. Gene Ontology annotation, biological process: tRNA modification. Gene Ontology annotation, molecular function: tRNA dimethylallyltransferase activity. Lineage: Eukaryota; Metazoa; Chordata; Actinopteri; Perciformes; Bovichtidae. The transcript is spliced from 11 exons. Gene Ontology annotation, cellular component: mitochondrion. Bases 16 to 1689 code for a protein of 557 amino acids.